Anoplophora glabripennis (Asian longhorned beetle) is the source of this 852-nucleotide messenger RNA. It is a transcript of the gene Rsph9, whose product is annotated as radial spoke head protein 9 homolog. The record is from RefSeq and is a predicted model, not a curated record. Gene Ontology annotation, cellular component: axoneme; radial spoke. NCBI's taxonomy places the organism in Eukaryota, Metazoa, Arthropoda, Insecta, Coleoptera, Cerambycidae. The transcript has 2 exons. Gene Ontology annotation, biological process: cilium movement involved in cell motility; motile cilium assembly; axoneme assembly. Bases 1 to 852 code for a protein of 283 amino acids.
AUGGAGAUAGAAUCUUUACUAAGUAGUUUAGAAACAUCGGGUCAUUUUGGCCACAUAUUAAGUAUUGAAGAGAGUCAAGUGCUGUAUAACUCUUUACUGAUACUACAGAACGAGAACCAUUUUAGAAAAAUCUAUUUUUGGGGUAAAAUCUUCGGCUGUGAAAAAGAUUAUUAUAUAGCCUUUGGGUACACGAAAGAUGCAAUGCUUGGAAGGAUAUAUUAUUAUAGCAUGAAUUGUAAAACUUGGGGUUUGUUACCACAACCGACAAAAAAUGGGAUGCAACUGACACCACUAGCUUCAACCAAAUUUAUAGGUGACCCGACUAUGGUCAUAGAUAUUUUAAUAGAAAAAGAUGAGACCUUAAUACCUUCUAAAAGGAAGCAACCUGAAGUUAAAAAACUAAAAGAAGAGGAUCGACUUGCGUCUACAGUUCAUUUCAUCAUGAACGAAGUCUCAGUUGUACCAAGAGGAGCUUUAUUUAAAAGACCUGAUGGUGUAAUUGUAGACAAUAUAAGUUUUGAGGGCCUUUCAACUUUAGAUGCCAGAGAAAUAAAAUCAUUUCAACAUGUGCGAGUCCCAACUCAAAAAAUAAAUACUAAUCUGCUUACAAGGCAUGAUUAUAAUUAUGCAAUAGAUUUUUUGGAUCCCUUAGAUCUUGAUAUUCCAGAAGGCUGUUGGAUGAUACAGAUAACACCAGCAGAAGACAUGGUUAUAUUGAAAUCUCUCUACUGGCCAGGAUUUAUAUUUUAUCAUUAUUUGCGCAAUCCUAAACACGGUUUUAUAUAUUUUGGUCAUGGUAAAAAAAGCAUGGAUCUUCCUUUUAUGCUUUGUCCCUUUUUUACCAUUAAUUAA